AAUUAAAAUGUUUACAUAAAUUGAAAACAAAACUAUUCCCGUGAAAUUUUGCCUUCGGCAAUUAAUAGAACGCGGCAUUUUUUAUGCGAUGGUUGGUUAAAUUGUUUUACUGGUUGCUAAUUUAAUAUGAUAUUUAAAAUUCAGUUCGUCAACGAAGUUGCGCUACAAAAAAAAAUGAAUGAAAGUGAACGGUCAUAUGAGCAGAUCGUUUAGCCUAUUAGUGCGGACCACAACGAUGCACUUACACACUGUUCCAUAUUAGACUACGUAAAAAGUUGGCAUUUUUGCAGGCGACAGCGGAACUAACGGUAAAUUUCACAUAAGCAGAACAAACACCACCACGGGCCACGGCCACCCCAUCGUCAGUGCGCCGCCAAGUAUAAUAGUAUGUGUGUUGUGAAGUUUUGCUUGCUUAAAGUGUGAAUUGUGUUAUAAGUAAAUUGAACUGGACUAUUACCACAAAAAUGUCAGAUCGUAACAGCCCGAGUUUUUUCCAUGGACAACCCUGGUCCAGUUGGAUAGAAACAAUUGGACGCGACAAACCUUUAAGUAAGCAUUUAAAAAAAAACGUUUUAGGUGAUGAAGAAGAAGUUGAUAAUGAGGCUUCAAACAAAGUAAUGCGACUCUCACGAGAAGACGUCGAUUUGUAUGGGUUUUGCCCAGAAACAGACCCAUUUUAUGCUGUGAUAUGUGAAUAUUGUCAAAGCAUUGUGAAACCACAAGCCUUCAAACACCAUAUUGCAACUAAACACUCUGAUAAAAGCGUUAAAACUUCUCAAAAUAUUAACAAUUCAAAACAGUUGACAAAACUACCCAUUUGUAAAGUAUCAAAAUUAAAGACCAAGCAAUUAAAGGAACUUACAAGUAAUAAAAAUCAAGCUGUAGCAGUUAAACAACAGAAUACUGAACAAUUAGCAGUAUCACUGACAAAAUCACCACAAUCUCCUAGUGAUUCCAAUACAAACGUGAUUAAACAAAAUACCAGUACUUCAUUUCAAACACCUACAUCUCAAGUAAAAACAAGUACAAAACGGAAAAAACCAAAAGCUGAUCGUUCUCUCUUGAAAGACAGAGAGUAUGAUCCCGAUCGACACUGUGGGGUAUGGAAUGAUGAGUCCCAAAAGCCAUGCACAAGAUCGUUAACAUGCAAGGCACAUACUGUCUCUCUAAGGCGUACAGUUCCUGGUCGAAGCAAAACAUUUGAUAUACUCUUAGCUGAACAUCGAGCUUCGAAAGAGCCUACUGCCACAAAGCUAGCAGCAAAACUGGUUUCGAUGAAAACGACAAAUUUAUCACCAGUGGAAAAUGUAAAGUUAACCAGUACUAAUCAAGUAAUCACAGGUGGUACUCUAGCAUCUGCUGUAUCUGCUACUUCAAACAAUGAGACAACUGAGUCUCCAAAUUCACCACCAGUUUUAUCAUUGCCAGAUUCAUAUGCACUGCCCCAGGCGGUAGACUUACUGUAUAGAUGUCUUGCCCCUCAUGGUUCCAAUAAAAAUGUCAAAUUGGAAGAUCAAUUGGAGAAUGAUCUUGAGCAGAAAAACUUACAAAAUACUGUUUGCAAAACAGAAGUAGAUAAUAGUACUGUGAAGAUUGAAAGCUUAUCACUACCACAAAUUUCAGUGGUAUUACCAUCUCUUACCUCUAUGAAAACAUCCAAUUUAAUGCCUCAAUAUGCAACAGGUAGUACCAAUAGAGGAUCAGCUAAUGACAUGAAUCAGCAGCUUCUGAAUAGUACCAGAAUGCAGGCAAAAUAUACAAGUGAUAAUAAAGUCAAGUUAGAAAUUGAUAAUAAGAGUGCAGCUAAGUAUUCUUCGCUGUUAAUAAACAAUAAAAUGGAUAACCACGAAAAUCGCCAUUCCAAACUAAAUUAUUACACUUCCGAUGGCGAAGUUUUAUAUGAGCAGGAAAGUUCUAAAAAAAUUAUCACAAAUGGUGGGAGAAAAUUAUCUUUGCAUCACCCUUACCAUCAAAAUCGUAUUGUUCGGUUAAAGCAUGACAUGUCAGAAUUUUCACAACUAAAGUGUUUAGAAGUUGCAACAUCUCCUAUAGUAACUACAAAUAUCACAAACUUUGAGAACGUUACAUGGCAGAAACAGCAUCCGCAGCCUAUGGCAGUUAGCCGCUGGCUUAAAAUUAGUUCCAAAAAAUAUAAUUUCAAUAUUCACUGACAUAAAGCUUUACCCACCCCUGGCUAAAAAUAGAAAUGCUUAAAAUGAGUGAUGAUGCACUUUGAAAAUGUGUAUUAUCUCUAAAACAUCGGUAUUUUUGAAAUUCUGUACUAUUUAUAAAUGAAAUUUCAUCUUUUGUUAAGAUACCAAACUUUAAUUUAAUUAAUUUCAAUAUCACAGUUUUCAAUCCAUGAUAGUCAGAAAAACUUGUGAUACAUUGAAAUCUCCUGAUUGUAAAUAUGAAUAAUUGAAGCAGAUAUGUUGUGAUAUUAUACAUUUGAUCUAUUUUGCCCUUUUGAAAAAAUCAAUUAUUUUUUAAUUGUAAAUCAAUUUAUUACUUGAAUUCAAUUUUUUUUUAUUUAAAUUGAAAUAUUCAAUGUUUAUUAUUUAUAUAACUUCAAUUGCAUGCUCCUAAUCAUCAUCAUUAUGCAUAAGUAAAAGAUCCAUUGUGAUUUAUGUAUUGAA
Messenger RNA from Trichogramma pretiosum, 2636 nucleotides. RefSeq names its product ataxin-7-like protein 1. NCBI's taxonomy places the organism in Eukaryota, Metazoa, Arthropoda, Insecta, Hymenoptera, Trichogrammatidae. The transcript has 6 exons. The record is from RefSeq and is a predicted model, not a curated record. Bases 465 to 2171 code for a protein of 568 amino acids.